This is a messenger RNA of Amphimedon queenslandica, 309 nucleotides long. RefSeq names its product ubiquitin-related modifier 1-like. Gene Ontology annotation, cellular component: cytoplasm. The record is from RefSeq and is a predicted model, not a curated record. The transcript has a single exon. Bases 1 to 309 code for a protein of 102 amino acids. Gene Ontology annotation, biological process: tRNA thio-modification. NCBI's taxonomy places the organism in Eukaryota, Metazoa, Porifera, Demospongiae, Haplosclerida, Niphatidae.
AUGCCUCUCAGUGUAGAAAUAGAAUUCAGUGGAGGAGCUGAGCUUCUCUUUAACAAGAUAAAGAAACACAAGAUUGAGCUUCCCGAUAAAAUGGGCGUGGCUAACACCUGGACGAUAAGAGAUCUGAUUGGUUGGAUAAAAGAAAACUUAUUAUGCGAGAGACCUGAACUAUUUGUACAAGGGGAGAGUGUGAGGCCGGGGAUAUUAGUAAUGAUUAAUAAUAUUGACUGGGACCUCGUGGGGGGACUGGAUUAUGUAAUCAACAAUAACGACACCAUUCUAUUUAUAUCUACUUUACAUGGUGGAUAA